CAAACCAUCGGAGUUUGGGGGGAUCCAUUCCAUACCAACGAGCGACGGGAGGGAGGAGCCAAGGAGGGAUUGGUUGGAACAGACGCCGACCACUUCGUUCCCCUCCCCUGCCCAACCCAACCAGAGAGAGAGAGAGAGAGAGAGAGGAAGAGCGAGCCCGACCCAGGCCCCCCUCGUUCCCACCGGGCGAGAGAGAAAGAGGGGGAGCCCUAGCCCUAGCCGCCGUCGGCGGGGGCGAUGGCCGCGGCCGCGCCGGCGAUGCGGGCCGGGCUGGUCUUGGUGGUGUUCUUGUUGUUGGCCGCAUCGGGGGCGGGGGCGGGGGCGGAGGGGGCGCUGCCGCGGUUCGCGGAGGCCCCCGAGUACCGGAACGGGGAGGGCUGCCCGGCGGCGGUGGCCGGCGCGGGGGUGUGCGACCCGGGGCUCGUCCACAUCGCGAUGACGCUCGACGCGCACUACCUCCGGGGCUCCAUGGCCGCCAUCUACUCGCUGCUCAAGCACGCCUCCUGCCCGGAGUCGCUCUUCUUCCACUUCCUCGCCGCUGACGCCGCCGCGCCCGGGGUCGGCGAGCUCCGGAGCGCGCUCGCCGCCUCCUUCCCGUCGCUGCGGUUCGAGAUCUACCCGUUCCGCGCCGACGCCGUCACGGGCCUCAUCUCCGCCUCGGUGCGCGCCGCGCUCGAGGCGCCGCUCAACUACGCCAGGAACUACCUCGCCGACCUGCUCCCCAAGUGCGUGCCCCGGGCCAUAUACCUCGACUCGGACGUGCUCGCCGUCGACGACGUGCGCAGGCUCUGGGAGACGCGCCUGCCCGCCGCCGCCGUCGUCGCCGCGCCCGAGUACUGCCACGCCAACUUCUCCCGCUACUUCACCGACGCCUUCUGGUCCGACCCGGACCUCGGCGCGCGCGUCUUCGCGGGCCGCCGCCGCGCGCCCUGCUACUUCAACACCGGCGUCAUGGUCAUCGACCUCCGGCGCUGGCGCUCGGGGAACUACCGCCACCGCGUCGAGCAGUGGAUGGAGUUGCAGAAGGAGAAGCGAAUCUACGAGCUGGGCUCCUUGCCCCCUUUCUUGCUCCUCUUCGCCGGCGAGGUGGAGGCUGUCGACCAUCGGUGGAACCAGCACGGCUUGGGCGGCGACAACAUUCUUGGUAGCUGCCGCCCGCUCCACAAGGGCCCUGUCAGCCUGAUGCACUGGUCAGGCAAGGGCAAGCCAUGGGAUCGCCUCGACGCCGGCAGGCCUUGCCCGCUCGACCAUACAUGGAAAUCAUACGACCUCUACAUUGGCGACGGUGAUGCAUCGCAAGCAUCGGCGCCGUCCUGGGCCUCAUUGUCAUCAUCGGCGUUGCCGGCGGCGGUGUUUUCUUGGUAGACAGAUAUGGGACACACGCUAUAAUUUUUUCAUUUGGUUGUGGUAAUGCAAUUGCCUUGCGAUGCAUACCCACUGCCAUCACAGCUGCCGUCGCAAGCCGGCUGCCGCCUUCGGCUGUACAGCGAGAGGAGGGGCGGUACAUUGCGGCGGCUGCGACGGGAAGAGGAAGAACAGUGCAUAGGGGAAGCAAAUUCUUGUUCAUUCACGAUACAAGUCGGAUUGAUUCAUUAUGCUGUGAUCCGGAGGUGGUGACUAGGGAGGGGGUGUUGGAAUUACUUUAUUGGUGGUGUACAAUUCUUGGAUAGAAGAAAGGUUUCACUUUUUUUGUCUGUUAGUUCAGGAUUGUUUCAUUUACAUUUACAUGUUUGUUCAGUAAACCAGUAUAAAUAUUGAUUGAAUUGGUUUCAAUAAAACAGGGUGGAUCUUAUUCUUGCUGAA
Messenger RNA from Triticum dicoccoides, 1803 nucleotides. Its product is annotated as probable galacturonosyltransferase-like 9. The record is from RefSeq and is a predicted model, not a curated record. NCBI's taxonomy places the organism in Eukaryota, Viridiplantae, Streptophyta, Magnoliopsida, Poales, Poaceae. Gene Ontology annotation, cellular component: Golgi apparatus. The coding region runs from base 238 to 1365 and encodes 375 amino acids. Gene Ontology annotation, molecular function: glycosyltransferase activity. The transcript has a single exon.